This is a messenger RNA of Exaiptasia diaphana, 2530 nucleotides long. Its product is annotated as golgin-45. Gene Ontology annotation, biological process: Golgi to plasma membrane protein transport; Golgi organization. The record is from RefSeq and is a predicted model, not a curated record. Gene Ontology annotation, cellular component: Golgi membrane. NCBI's taxonomy places the organism in Eukaryota, Metazoa, Cnidaria, Anthozoa, Actiniaria, Aiptasiidae. The coding region runs from base 332 to 1762 and encodes 476 amino acids. The transcript is spliced from 9 exons.
AGAUCUAACAAAAUUAAGAAAAAUAAUCACAAGUACAAUUCUGUUGACAAAAUUCACUUUCCCCACUCCGCUUUGGAAGAAUUUCGUCAUAAUGCGAAAAACGAUCUUCUUGGUCAGCAGAACCAUUCUACUACUUUUCAACUUUUCGUGAUACUCGAUAUGAUUUCAGUGUUUCCCUCGAUCGUUAUGGCUUUGUGCUGAAACAAAAUCACUUUAAAAGUAUUAACAUGUUAACUUGGAUAGUAAUAAGGAAAUAAAGUCCUCUGAAAUAUCGUACCAUAGAGAUCUCAAGGCCCUUUUUAUAGGCGUCUUGAUAUUUAACUAACCAGAAAUGGCUGUAGCUAUUAUAGARCCACAUGCAAUGGCCAUGUCAAGGUCAACAAUGUCAGAUGGCUCUCAAGAGAAAGAUAAUAUUGAUUAUCGGAUGUUACCUAGGUCUAGUGGAGAUGGKAUGGAACAUGCUGKAAAUCACAAUGAACCAAGUAGCAGUACAUUGCAUUCAUCGCCAGGCCAUCAAUCCUAUAAAACGUCUCAUAUAGAUACCUAUAGAAACUCUGACAUAACCAGUCAAAAAUAUAGUAUACAAAGUAKUGAUAUAUUGUCCAGUGAAAAUAAAACUAAUAUAACUGAUGAUGUUCAUAAACCUCAUGUUGGCACUGAUACAACCACCUACCACAGAAAGAACAGCUCUGAUUACACAAGAAAAAAUACAUUCAAAUCACAUGAAGAUUUACUUUCAUCAAGAGAUGAAACAGGAACUUCAAUAUCUUUAAGUAAUUCACUUUAUGAUACAAGUUAUUUGGAAGAUGAACUAUUUGACUUCAAAAAGGAAUCAUUAGAUGAUUAUGAUCACAGAAAAGCCACUUUAGAAAGAACUAUAUCAAUUGAUGAGGUUUUUGAGAUGCAAAAUAAUAUCGAAGAUUUAGAAGAAAGAAAUGCAAAACUUGUAGAAGACAAGACUAAAUUAUGUGUUCAGCUGGGAUUGCAAACAGAGGUUAAUGCAGAACUUAAAAGGCUUGUUGUGGCUGCUGUUGGAGAGGAUUUAGAAAACAGUCUGGAAGCAUUGUUGAUGAGAAAUGCUCAAGCUGCAGUUGAAAUAAAACACUGGAAGCAAUUAUCAGAGGAAUAUGCAGAAGAAUCAGAUAAGUUGGCCAUUGAAUGUGAUGUUUGGAGAACUAAGUUUAUGGCCAGCAGAAUGAUGUCYGAUGAGUUGUCGACGUGGAARACAACACUGUACACAAAAUACAAACAAACACAGAGCGCCCUCCAAAGGAUUUUGAAUGAAAGGGAAGAAUUGAAGAAACACCUUAUAAAAACAAAGAGACUGCUUCACAUCCACAAUGAAGCUGUAACUCAUGAUAGUGCCUCAUAUAAACAUACAAGUUCAGAAAAUCUCAGCGAUCAUUAUGUUGGCCAGCAGAGUGUUCUAGAACUGGCAUCAGUUAUUAACUGUCUAGUGCAAGACCUUACAACAAACAUAUUUGGUGAGAUACAAAACACAUCACUCCCUGAAGAGGUUCUUGCAGAAGAUUCRAGUGAUAAACAAAAAGUAGAACCAACUCCUGGAGAAAAGUUGGCAAUUCAGGUUUUGACAUCAGACGUAGAACUACAAACAGAUGAACAACCAGACAACAGUGCUGUUAUGAAAAGACUAGGAAAACAAUAUAUAGGGAACAGUUAUCACAGUCGUCUUAUGACCAAUAGUUUCAGGGUGACUUAUGAUUGCUGUGAUAGGUGCAAGGGUGUUGUUCAAGUUGUAUAACCAUGUUAUAUGUGCCAUAACGUGCAGGAAAGGGUUGAUGAAGUCAUUCAUUAGUCAUCCAUUAGGUUUUCUGGAAAAUAGAGGAAACAGUUGUUCUGAAAUGAAUGGCAACUCUUACAUGGAGGAAGUCUUGCUUCAUGAGCAAAAUAACAUUGUCUGAAAUKUUUUGAAUAAUCCUACAAUUUAUCCAGUACUGGCCUCCCUUUCAAUACACUCCUGAUUGCUGGAGACCAGGACUGGAUACUGGUGGGCCUCCAAUUUUAUAUGUUACUGGACAGAUAAAAUUAUGUUAGUCUAAAUCCAAAGGAUUUGAGCUACUUCUGAAUCUAUAACAAUAUGAAUGCUGUCACAACCCCUAUUUUGAUGAUAUGAGGUAUCUAUAAAAAUUGGUYAUGCACCAAUACCAAAUUAUGAAGAAAAGGAGGGGAAUCAUUURAUAUUUUUAUUCUUUAAUUAUUUAUAAAGUGAUAUAAAACUAUAGUUUGUACAGGGGAGAGUCUUAUCACACUUUCAGGGUUAUUUACAAUAAGUAGAAUAAAAACAAAACUUGCAUUGGCAUGAUUGCAAUAAAAUGGUGCAUGCAUGCUUACAUUAUAUUUUCCUCUAUACAUCCAUGAAUCACAMGUGAUUUGUGAGAAAUCCUGUGUGUCUCCUCCAGAAGGUUGAACUUAAUGCAAUCAUGCUAACUGGUAUUUUUUUUACAAAAUAGAUAUAUUUUCUUUAAAUGCAAUUGCUAUUUAUUGAAUUAAAAAAACUAUUUGGUUAAAA